UGCGCCGUCCUAUCCGCUGUGCGCUCCGGACACUAAACUCCCUCCCCUCCCUCGCCUCUCCUCCUCACCGCGCAGAGCUCGACGCGCACAGGCACAACAGAUGGUACAGUACUACAGGCUGCAGGCGCGCAAGAAUUUCAUGUAGAAGUACUUUUAUUUCUCCAAACUUCACAGGAACGUUUAGCUUCAUAGGAGUAGGGGGGUUCUCCGAGGAAAAACUCGACUUUGACAGUCACUGGAUCCUACGUUUAGAGGCGGAAUUUGGUGCCAAGGUCAGGAGUGGCCAUGCCAUUUGGCUGUUUAACAAUCGGGGAGAAGAAGGAUUAUAACAAUCCUUCGGAUGUGACAGAUAAAUAUGACCUGGGUCAGAUUGUCAAAUCGGAGGAGUUCUGUGAGAUAUUCAGGGCCAAGGACAAAACUACGAUGAAAAUGUAUACAUGUAAAAAGUUCCUGAAAAAGGAUGGAAGGAAAGUUCGCAAGGCUGCGAAAAAUGAGAUCCUCAUCUUAAAGAUGGUGAAGCAUCCCAAUAUUCUCCAACUGGUGGACGUCUUCGAGACCAAAAAAGAGUACUUCCUCUUCCUUGAACUUGCAACAGGCAGAGAGGUAUUUGACUGGAUCCUGGACCAAGGCUACUACUCAGAGCGGGACACCAGCAACGUGGUGCGCCAGGUGUUGGAGGCUGUCGCGUACCUCCACUCCCUGCAUAUCGUUCACAGAAACCUCAAGUUGGAGAACUUGGUUUACUACAACCGCCUGAAGCACUCUAAAAUAGUCAUCAGUGACUUCCAUCUUGCCAAGCUGGAGAACGGACUAAUCAAAGACCCCUGUGGGACGCCAGAGUACCUGGCUCCAGAGGUGGUUGGCAGACAGCGAUAUGGCCGGCCUGUGGACUGCUGGGCAACAGGGGUCAUCAUGUACAUACUGCUGUCAGGCAACCCUCCUUUCUACGAUGAAACUGACGACGAUGAUUAUGAAAACCAUGACAAGAACCUUUUCCGAAAGAUCCUGGCAGGCGAUUAUGAGUUUGACUCUCCAUACUGGGAUGAAAUCUCCGAUUCAGCCAAGAGUCUGGUUGCUCGUCUGAUGGAGGUGGAUCAAGACCAGAGACUGACAGCCCAGGAGGCUAUAAACCAUGAAUGGAUCUCUGGCGGUGCAGCUUCAGAUAAGAACAUCAAGGAAAAUGUGUGUGCACAAAUAGAGAAGAACUUUGCCAGAGCUAAAUGGAAGAAAGCUGUGCGGGUCACCACCAUCAUGAAGAGACUGAGAGCACCUGAGCAGAAGGACUCGAGGGCAACCAGCCCCGCAGACGCCACAGCUCCCCAGGCUGCCACCGACCCCUCUGCACCCUCAUCUGCCGCAACACCCGAGGAAGUGCCCGCUGCCGUCACAGAGCUCCCUGCUGGGGCGGAGAUAAGCCAACCGGCGCCGGAGGCUGGAGCUGGGGCAGCAGCCUUGGUUGCGGAGCCACAGCAGCCGAGCCCUGCCCCGCAGGAGGCAGAGCCUACAUCGCGUUGUAACGGAGAAGCUUCAGCUGCUCUCCAUGCAGCCACUGAGGCCGGGGACGAGCAGGGUUAGACCCCACCACCCCUCCCCGUGUGACCUCUGCAGUCCCCACCAACUCCUGCACACUGUACAUUAGCUGCUAGCAUGGUGACACUGACUCUGCUUCUCUCUCACUUGCAGCAUUAGUAUCAUCUCAUGGAGGCUGUGUGCUACCUUUCCUGAGUGCUGCGUUGCAUUGGCUUUCUUUUUACAUGUAUUGUGUCUUUUUUCACUGACCCUCCGGCAUUUUGUGUCAGAUUAUAGAAACCAAGUCUAUCUCUGCACACUUGAGUUUUAGGGGCAAAAACAGAUUUGCUGUCAAGCUGUGGCUUACAGCUAAAGUCAUCUUUCUUAGUCUUCUCUUCGCGAUAAGAGAAUAUAGGAAGACAUAAUUGUGCUGAAAAUGGCUUUGAUUCCGUUUUAAUGAGCUGACUUGGGAAACUUCUCUCUGCCACUCUUGCAAUUAAAAGUAUUUGUUCUUAGAAUCAGUAGAAAAGUUUUGCUUCUGAAAUUUUGACCUUGUACCGUGAUACUCAGUAAGUGCUGGUUCUCGCACAUGGAGAUGAUCACAUAUUCCUGCCACAGGGGAAAUAUGGUCCUUAUCUGUUCUUGUCUACACUAACCAGUUAUUGUACGUCAAACAAUGCUGAGAUUGGUGACUGGGAGUUAUUACGCCCAGUACUGUGUUUUGAACUUGGCAGCUUCACACAUAAGCACACACACCGACACUAUGUUCCUUUGCUAACUUCCUGCUCAGGAAAGAACCUCAUAGCUGUAAGUGUAAAGAUUCUGUAUAUAGAGACCUUUGUAGAAGUAGCCAAAACAGCAUGCAUUCUCACUUUUUGCUGUUCAUUUUACAUUUACAGCCACUUGGUGGAUAAAGACGCGCUGCCGCCAAACUUCGUAUUAUCACAGGCCACAGCACUCUUGCCUCUUGCCAUAAGCCACGCCGAGGCUAAUGUUCUUUUCAAAAGCACACGAGACAUUAUGCUGUCUAGUACCACCCUUCAUUUAGCACCCCUGCUGUCAGUGUAAGUUGUAUGAAAACAGUCUUCAUCACAUAGCGGUUCUAUGCAUCCAAAUUAAUUUGUAGCUUUUCUUUUUUAGAAACUUCAUGACAUUUUUAUUCAUUGCGUUUUAUUUAUUGAUUUACUCAUUUAUUUUUGCUGUAUAUCGGUCUACUUGUAUCUGCUCUGGUUCAAUGUCCUUUCUGUUAGGAUAUCGACUCAAAAUGCCACAUAUGUCUUAAUAUUUGGUUGUAAUUGUAAAACAAAAUGUGCAUUAACUGACCACAUGCAGCUUUCAAGGGAAGAUAUGCUUUAUUUUGACUUUGUGGUAACUAGGGUCAUCUUCAACAAUUCAGCUUUGUUGACCUGUAUUGAACUGAAAAAUGUAUAAAGCAUAUAUCUGACAUUUCUUAACUUAUUUAUUUAUUUAUUUAUAUUUUUUAUUGCCGUAUCUCUUUGCUUUCUGUUUUGUUGCUGUUUUUUAAUGUGUUUAUUCCAUAGAUUUUCCUCCUUAUACUUGAUAAACAGUAAUAACAAUCUUUCCUUUCCUGUCACUGGUCCCCUCGAGCAUUAAUAAUGAGCUACAGACAGAGUUCUCUGUAAUCACUCUAGAGGAAAUCGAGCAAUAUUCGAACGGCUGCAGAAACUGUGAUUCCUGGUGUCCUUUCGAUAAAGUCCAUGUCCCUGUAAGUAGAAGUCUAUAGUCCUCGCCAGCUGUCAGGCCCAUCAGGGCUGCUCAACAAACACACGGCUGCUGUCAGAUAAGUGUGUGUGUGUGUGUGUGUGUGUGUGUGUAUGUGUGUGUGUUGGGGGAAGGGUGAAUACAUCAUAUUUGCUCUUCUGGCCUGUGAGUCCCCACACGACUGCCUGUGCUACUGAAUCUCGAGUUUUCAUCCCCUGGUCACAUAAAGCAACCCUGUGUCUUAGAAAUUACAUUUAUAUGUCACUAAACUGCUUAAUUAAUUAUGUUAAAUGGUAGUAAGUCACAACAAGUGGAUGCUGUAUUGUAAGAUUGCCUAUUUUGAUGGAAAACAACUUUCAGUGAACACUUUGCUGAUAUGUAAAUCAUCAAAGGUUAUGAUGUUGUAACCCUAGUUCUAUUAGCACAGUCGCAGCCCUCCACCAGACACUACUGGUAAUACUGUAAUCCAAUCGCGAGCACACUUUCAUCCACUGAAAUUUGCAGAAACGUAGCUGGCCAAUAGGGACGUGCCUACCUGAAUGUGUGCGGAGCCCACAGUAUAUAUAGGAGCCACUAUCCUACACCCUCCUCAGCGAGCAGCAUAGGAGACUACAUAGACAACAGUUACAAUGUUGUAACUUUUGUUCUAUCUCACGCAUGCCCCACCCUCUAUGGGUACAUUUGGUUGCGACAUAACAUUGACCCACCCAGCCACACUGAUACCGACCAGCUAAAGGUUAGCCGCCUACUUCUUUGUAACCUAGGCCACCUCAGUGAGGAAGUAGAGAGCCCCAGCCAACUCAGGUGGUAAACAACCAAGGUGAUUGGAGCCAUUGGCCCAGCCUUGCAGAGGUCGACAGACAGUGAGCAGUCGCUGUAACUGAAGAGUUAAAAGGAAAGCAGAUACUCUUCCUAUGUAUACUGGGGGCUUGGCACAUAUUCAAGUGGGCAUGUCCUGAUUGGCUGGAUACAUUUAUGCAAAUUUCAGUGGGCAGAUGUGUGCUUGGGAUUGGAGGACAAUAUUUCCAAUAGAGUUCAGUAGAGGGCGGAGCAUUUUAGCGAAUUGCCAGAUACGUUUAUGAGCAACAUUUCCUCAUAAUGUUGAUAGAAACCAUAAUUAGUUGUAUAUAAACUUAAUUUCUAGGAGACGGGGCUGCAUAAAGACAGCAGCCACAUUGUCGAUGCGAUUAUUAGAUGAUGAAAUAAAAGUAUAAUAUGUUAUGGCUCGUGCACGGCCACUUUGUCUGACUCUUCCCAAUCUGUUGUCAAGAGUUAACUGUGAACACCUGUGAAUUUAUAUGAAAAUGUGCAUUUCCGAUAAAAAAAAAAGGGGCUUUGGAGAAAACUGAUUUAUAAUCCGUAGAAUCUCAAGUUUGACUUUGUUGUCACAGAGUCUUUUAUUUGUACAUGUUUCUCCUUUUAAUUUGUGCUAAGGUAGAUUGGUAGACACACCAAUCAUUCAGAUUAUACCACUAUAUCAUUUCUUACAUUGUUUAAGAUGAAUAUUUUAAUGAGAGGCUUAAACAUAUUAUCAGAGAUUUUUAUGUGAAUAAAUUAUUUCAUGUAGUUCGUUCUCUUUGUUUAGAUGGCAAAUAAAUACUGUUUGAAACACUGUUACACAGUUUAAAGCAAUGCUUUUUUCCAAUACAUUUCUCACUGUAUUUAGUAUUCCAUGUCUGUUCAUUUUGCCAUGCACUUACAGGUGUAUUUGUAGAUGUGAUGUUUGCCAGGACCAGUGGUCACCUGUAGGUCCUGUCUUGCAUUUGUGAGCUCUGUACCGUUCUUCUUGACUGAGUUGAUGACUUUGAUGGUAAUAAAAUUCGAA
Messenger RNA from Epinephelus moara (kelp grouper), 5056 nucleotides. RefSeq names its product caM kinase-like vesicle-associated protein. Bases 286 to 1575 code for a protein of 429 amino acids. Gene Ontology annotation, cellular component: intracellular anatomical structure. The transcript is spliced from 11 exons. NCBI's taxonomy places the organism in Eukaryota, Metazoa, Chordata, Actinopteri, Perciformes, Serranidae. The record is from RefSeq and is a predicted model, not a curated record. Gene Ontology annotation, molecular function: ATP binding; calmodulin binding; calcium/calmodulin-dependent protein kinase activity. Gene Ontology annotation, biological process: peptidyl-serine phosphorylation.